UUUCAUCAUUUCGGGCCGUAAAAUCCUGGCUUUACUAAAAAAAUGUCAAUAUCUUUUACGUCAUCAAAAUCUCAUGUAGAAAUAUAAUGGUAUAUAAUAAGAUUAAUUUGCCCAUUUGCCUUAGUGUAUAUAUUUUGUUUAUUUUGAAGACUAUUUCAAGAUGAGGGUUAUAUCUGCAAUAGUGGCAUUCUUCUGCGUCGUCCUUUUAAUAAUCCAAACUAUAUCCGCAGCACCUUCGCCCGUUUUUGGGGGUGGCAGUGACGGUGGUUGCCCACUCGGUGGCUCUGGAGGCAGUGACCUAGGUGUGGGUUGCUGUCCCGGUGGAGGUAGUGAUUGCUGUGGCGGUGGAGGUGGAGGUGGCGGUGGAGGUGGCGGUGGCUGCCACCGUAUAUAAACUUAUAAUUAAAAUUAAUAAUUUUACAUGUGGACUCUAUAAAAUUGUCUAUUUUAUCUUUCUUUAUUGUACAUACAUUGUAAAAUGACUUUGUCAUAAUAAUUAAAGUGUUUAUUUCU
This is a messenger RNA of Diabrotica virgifera virgifera (western corn rootworm), 513 nucleotides long. RefSeq lists its product as uncharacterized. Lineage: Eukaryota; Metazoa; Arthropoda; Insecta; Coleoptera; Chrysomelidae. The coding region runs from base 161 to 394 and encodes 77 amino acids. The transcript is spliced from 2 exons. The record is from RefSeq and is a predicted model, not a curated record.